This is a messenger RNA of Drosophila gunungcola (fruit fly), 4363 nucleotides long. RefSeq names its product putative ATP-dependent RNA helicase DHX57. Gene Ontology annotation, molecular function: metal ion binding; protein binding; RNA binding. Bases 74 to 3958 code for a protein of 1294 amino acids. The transcript has 6 exons. Gene Ontology annotation, cellular component: intracellular anatomical structure. NCBI's taxonomy places the organism in Eukaryota, Metazoa, Arthropoda, Insecta, Diptera, Drosophilidae. The record is from RefSeq and is a predicted model, not a curated record.
UCCACCUCUAGUUGGCGUUUGUUGUGAAAUUUGCCUUCCACCUGCUUUACGUUUGCCAUUUCUCCCAGUGGCCAUGGACGAAUCCUCGCGACAGCAGAUGGACGACUGCUUCCUGCGCAGCCCCAGCGACAUCCGCACCACCAACGUGCAAGCGGUGCCCAAGUCACAGGCGUCGGACAACAAGUCGCGCAAAACGGAGCUGCAUGUCCUCCGGCUAAAUGAUGAAUCCCGCCAGAUGACCAUGGACACACUGCGCCAAAUCCAUGGUCCGGACUUCCAGCUGGACGACAUCAGCAAGUACAAGGAUCGCGGACGCGGUGGCCACGGCGUGAAGCACUCCUACUGGCAGGAUCGUGGCACCCUGAUGGUCCAGAGUGUCCAGGGCGUGAGGAUCUCCUCGAGUGGCAACAGCGACAGCGAUGCGGAUCGCCUGCGCCGCUAUGCCCUGGCCAAGCUGGAGAACUACGGCUUCCAGGCCGUCCACUGUCUGGAGGCCUAUGAGCACUGCGCCGGCGACACGGAGGCUGCGCUUUUGCUGCUCUAUCGCCGCUACAUGAGGAUCCCCGACGAGGGGGAGGAAGAGCAGCUGACCCUGGAGCCGCCCAGCGAACAGGAACUGCUGGACAUGCGCGCGGAGGAGAAGGAAGCCCUGGAGUCCAUCUACGAUCAGGGCACGUAUGAGGAGCGCGAGGCUAACCGCGUGUGGAACCUCAAGUUCCGCAUCGACCACCUGCUGGCCCACAGUCCCUCGGAGGUGCGGAAGGCUAGGGAGGCGGUCCUCGCCGCUGCUGCCGCCGCCGCCCAAGCGGCGCUCGACAAGAAGAAGAAGGCUCCGCAGCGGUGCCGCAACUUCGACCGCGACGGCACCUGCAAGUUCGGCCCCAAGUGCCGCUUCGCCCACCUGCCACCGCUGCCCACGGAAUCGGACACGCCCAAAAAGGAUACCGUUGACGAGAACGACAACGAGCUGUGGUUCCACGUGGAGGUGCGCUUUCCGCCGGGCAGUCGCUAUCCGUAUGAGGCGCCAUUCAUCUACCUGAAAACCACCUGCCACGACAUUCCGCACGAGCUGCGCCUCCGCUACGCCCGCCAUUUGUACAGGGAGGCCAGAGCGAUCUGCCGCGAUGGCAUUCCCUGCGUGUACAGCAUCUGCGAUCUUCUGCAGUCGAACGAACAGCUGGCCGGUCGUCUGGACACCUCUGCCUUUCCCUCGCCCAAGCACUCCAUCUUCCACGACGAGCCAGAGGGCGGUGGAGCGGAUCGGGAUGCGGAGCACCAGCAGGCACCCAAGCCGUCGCACUACGCCCGCGGGCAGACCGCCCGCAAUGAGGGAGGUCGUCAGCGGAAUGCGGAGGCCCAGGCCCGCGAGAAUCGUCGCCUGCUGCAGCAGUUCGUGGAGCGGCGGAAGGAGGAGCGCUACCAGAAGGUCAUCGAUGGCCGGAAACAGCUGCCCGCCUUUGCCGAAAUCGAGCGCAUAUUAGCGCUGAUCGAAAAGUCGCCGGUGGUGGUGAUAUCGGGCGAAACGGGCUGCGGCAAGAGUACCCAGGUGCCGCAGUUCAUCCUGGACAACUGGUUCUUCCGGGCCCUGCAACUGUCCGCCAAGGAGCAACUGCCCCACGUGGAGAUCAUCUGCACACAACCGCGACGUCUCUCGGCCAUCGGAGUGGCGGAACGGGUGGCUGCCGAGCGUCUGGAUCGCAUUGGCCAGCUGGUGGGCUAUCAGAUCCGGCUGGAGAACAAGGUGUCGCAGAGCACGCGCCUCAGCUUCUGCACAACGGGCAUCCUGCUGCGCCGACUGGCCUCCGAUCCGCUGCUGGAAGGCGUAACCCAUGUCAUUGUCGACGAGGUGCACGAACGCUCCGAAGAGUCCGACUUCCUACUGCUCAUCCUGAAGAAUUUGCUGCGGGAACGCAAGGAUCUCAAAGUCAUCCUCAUGUCGGCCACUUUGAAUGCCACACUCUUUUCGGACUACUUUGGCGGUGCUCCCGUGCUGGAUAUUCCAGGACGUACCUACCCGGUUCAGCAGUUCUUCCUGGAGGACAUCCUGGAGAUGAGCGACUUUGUCAUGGAGUACGACACCAAGUACUGCCGCAAGCUGAAGAAGCACGAGCAGGACGUACUGGAGCGCGAGCUGGAGUAUGCCGACGUGCAGGCCUCCGGGCAGGCUCCCGGAAAGAAGAUCAAGGAUGAAAAGCUCACCCUCGCAGAGACUUAUCAGCGUUACGCGGAGUACAGCAAGCCCACGUGCAAGAGCAUCUACCUGAUGGAGCCGAUGACCAUAAACCCGGAACUGAUCGAAUCCGUGCUGAAGUACAUCGUUGAGGGCUCCCACGAUUGGCCGCGCGAGGGAACCAUCCUCAUCUUCCUGCCCGGCUUUGGGGAGAUCCAAACCGUGCACGAUUCCCUGCUGGAUCAUGCCCUAUUCUCGCCACGCGCCGGCAAAUUCGUUCUGGUGCCCCUGCACUCGGCCCUUUCUGGCGAGGAUCAGGCUCUGGUCUUCAAGAAGGCGCCGCCCGGCAAGCGAAAGAUCGUGCUGAGCACGAACAUAGCCGAGACCUCGGUGACCAUCGACGACUGUGUGUUCGUGGUGGACUGCGGCCUGAUGAAGGAGAAGUGCUUCGACUCGAACCGCAACAUGGAGUCGCUGGACCUGGUCUGGGUCUCUCGAGCCAAUGCCAAGCAGCGCAAGGGUCGUGCCGGCCGUGUGAUGCCGGGCGUGUGCAUUCACCUGUACACGAGUCACCGCUACCAUCAGCACAUCCUGGCCCAACCGGUGCCAGAGAUCCAGCGUGUGCCGCUCGAGCAGAUUGUGCUGCGCAUCAAGACGUUGCAGACGUUCGCCUCGCGCAACACGCUCUCGGUUCUCCUCGAAACGCUGGAGGCUCCCACGGAGGACAGUGUGCUGGGUGCGUUGACACGUCUACGGGAUGUGGGUGCCCUCGAUGCGGAGGAUCAGCUCACCCCGCUGGGCCAUCAUCUGGCCGCCCUGCCCGUGGACGUGCGCAUCGGCAAGCUGAUGCUGUACGGAGCGAUCUUCCAGUGCCUGGACAGCGUGCUGACCAUCGCCGCCUGUCUGAGCAACAAGUCGCCGUUCGUCAGUCCGCUAAGCAAGCGCACGGAGGCGGACAAGUGCAAACGCAUGUUUGCCCUGGGCAACAGCGAUCAUCUCACCGUCCUGAAUGCUUAUAGAAAAUGGCUGGAUGUGGCGCGUAGGGGAAACUAUGCAGCCAGCAGGAACUAUGCCACUGAGCAUUUUCUAUCGCUGAACACACUCGAGACGAUAGCCGACCUCAAGUACCAGUAUCUGGAGCUACUCGUUUCCAUCGGCUUUGUGCCCAUCAAUGUGCCGCGCAGGCGCAAAAAUGCCUGCGACAAUAUUCUCACACUGACAGGUGUGGAUCAAAAUCACAAUGGCGACAACAACCGGCUGCUGACGUCGCUCCUCUGCGCCGCCCUCUAUCCGAAUAUCGUGAAGAUCAUGACGCCGGAGCGGGUCUACGUCCAGACGGCAGGAGGAGCAGUGCCGCGCGAACCGAGCCACCAGGAUCUGCGCUUCAAGACACGCGGCGAUGGCUACGUGAAGAUCCAUCCGUCGUCGGUCAACUCGCAUGUGGCCGUCUUCCAGGCGCCCUUCCUCGUCUACCAGGAGAAGGUGCGCACCAGUGCCAUCUACAUACGCGACUGCUCGAUGCUGCCGCUCAUCGCCAUGGUCCUGUUUGCCGGCAGCGACUUUAAGGUGGAGCUGCACGACGGCGACUUCCUCUUCCUGCUGGAGAGCGGAUGGAUCAUCCUGAAGGCCCACGACCUGGAGACCGCCGAGAUGGUGCAGUGCCUGCGGGCGGAGAUGAUCAAGCUGCUGGAGGAGAAGAUUCGCGACCCGUGCCUUAACCUGCUGCACCACAAAAACGGAUGCCGCAUGAUUGCCAACAUCGUGCACCUGAUCAGCAAAAAUAGCUGAGAUGCUGCCCAAUGAACAACUAUUCAAAUCACUUGUACAUUUUGUGCAAAAGCUGUUGUAGCCGAUUUUUAAAAUACCUGUAAUAUACGCCAAACGAGACCAAUAACGAUUCACCAAAUUGAUGGCUUUAAAGCACACUCCAUAGGGUUUAUUCAAUGGGAUAUAGAGGAAUAUUUAUUGACACUUAUUUAAGGAUGAAAUCAUAUGUUACUGCCUCAUUAUUAUACCAUUUCGUAAAACGCAACUAUCAUUACAGCAAAUUAGUUUUGAUUUUUCGUGUAGUAGAGAAACCCCAAAUACUCUAUGUAAUAGAUCAAUAUUAUUUCUAUGUAAUUCCUCCCUCCCGCUGAUAUUGACUUAUGAGUUUAAAUAAACGAUCGUUACUUAUUUCCAUACCUGGUUAAA